This is a messenger RNA of Oncorhynchus keta (chum salmon), 8879 nucleotides long. It is a transcript of the gene nrde2, whose product is annotated as NRDE-2, necessary for RNA interference, domain containing. The record is from RefSeq and is a predicted model, not a curated record. Bases 558 to 4142 code for a protein of 1194 amino acids. The transcript is spliced from 14 exons. Gene Ontology annotation, molecular function: protein binding. Gene Ontology annotation, cellular component: catalytic step 2 spliceosome. Lineage: Eukaryota; Metazoa; Chordata; Actinopteri; Salmoniformes; Salmonidae. Gene Ontology annotation, biological process: RNA processing; negative regulation of RNA catabolic process; regulatory ncRNA-mediated post-transcriptional gene silencing.
AAACAAUGGCGCCUAAUAUUACCUGAGUAGUUUAGGAAAACGGUAUGGCCGGACAGUCUACUUUGUAUCACAGAGCAUUUUGUAAUACUAUAGUUAUUGCUGUCGACAAGAAGUUUCUUUCAGUGUGCCUAGUUCCUCAAAAUCAUACAUUCUGAUCUGGCAGGGGCUCGAUUGGAGUUUUUUGGGAGGAAUAGUGGGGAUCGGCGAUUGGUCACCGCAAGCAUACACGGAACUAUUUACUUUUAGUCGCGGAAUUGAAAAUGACAGGUGUAUCAAUCAGGGAAUAUACAAUUAAAAUAUUAGAAAUCCUGUGCUGAUUGAGUCUAUUUUGUGAAUUAAACUACUACAUUCAAACCAAUAUUUACUUUUAGGCAAUCAUCUCGCAGUCUGCAACAAUAUGUCCCAGGCAUAAUCACGGUUUAAUCAGUCGAUGGAAGUGUGUUUUUGUGCUCAUGCUCAAUCAUACACUUUGCAUUCCAGAGAACAGGAUUUAAGCAGCCUAAAAUUAUGCGAUUCAUAAAAUUCUACCUCUCCAACAAACCACAGGCGCGUUCGAGAUGACGUCAUAUUCAUGCGACUGUUUACACGCAGAGGCUAUCAACAUGGCACUAUUUCCAGCUUUUGCAGGAUUAUCAAAUACAAAACCUGAGAUUGCACCUAAAGAACUAGAAUGGCUGAACAAUCAAAGUUUCCGCACUGAUGACGCUCUCUCUCUUCACCAACGAGCCACGGAGAAAGCCAACGAAACACAAUCGGCAGAAACAAGCAGACACGUUAUACCAGAGAGGGAGGAUAAGAACGAUGUCCAAUCCAACAAGAAGAAAAAGAAGGAGAAGAAGAAGAAGAAGAAGAAAAAGAAGAAGCACAAGAAGAAGAGUGGAGAACCCUCUCCAGCAAGCAGUGGCUCAGAUUCGGAUACUAUCUACCCCAGUGACCUCCUAAAAAAGGCUGAGAGUACUCCUCCCAGUGAGGCGGUUCAGUUUCAGGUGGAGGGGUCUUUUGUGUGGUUGGAUGACCUCCAGACCCCCACCGAUCAGCCCUUCUGCGUGGACAGGAGAGCAGACCGUGCCAACUGGGAGUACAAAUCACUUUACAGAGGAGAUAUCGCUAGGUACAAAAGGAAGGGCUUUUCCUCUCUGGGUUUGAACCUGCGGUCUCAGGCCGUGAGCUGGGCUGAGUCUGGCCCAGAGAAGAAGAGAGUGGACAGGAGACAGAGACCCAACCGCUACUUCUCCCCCACCGUCCGCCAGCUGCUGAUGUCUGAUGGCAAACCCACGUUGCCCAGACCUCCACCAGAGGACACCACAACCACCACUUUAUCCUUCAUCCCUGUGCCCUCCUGUCUGGAAGGUGAGGCAGAGGGGGGUGGCUCUGCCAAAGGCCAGGGCUCCUGGGUCAACCCCCUGGGGGUGUAUGACUCCUCCACGUCCCUGUGGCUCCAGGGGAAGGGGAAGGCGGAGGAUGGCAAGGCAGAGGAACAACCUACUCCCAGGGACAAUGCUGCCGUCAUGCUGGCUGAACGGGUGGAGGACUUCAAUAGGAGGCUGAGGGAAACCCCCACAGACACACACACCUGGCUUCAGUUUGUCCUCUUCCAGGACGAGGUAGCUGGGGCGCCUGGGGUGUUUGCUGACAUCUCUGAGAACGAGAGCGAGCGGCGGAAGAGGUCAGUGCGCGCCACGCUGGAGAAGAAGGUAGCCAUUUUGGAUCGAGCAGUGGAGAAUAACCCGAGCUGUGUGGAACUGAAGCUGGAGCGACUGCGGCUCUGUAGGGAGUUGUGGGAGCCGGCAGCCCUGCUGAAGGAGUGGAAAAAGCUGGUGUUCCUGCACCCCAACAGUGCCCCCCUGUGGAGGAAGUACCUGCUGUUCAUGCAGAGCCACUUCAGUACCUUCUCCGUGUCAAAGGUCAACACGGUAUACGGGAAGUGUCUGAGCACGCUGGCGGCGGUGCAGGAUGGGAGCAUGGUUUCCCACCAGAUGCUGCCGGGCACUGAUGAACACAUGCUGGCCAUCUUCCUCCAGCAGUGUCAUUUCCUCAGGCAGGCUGGCCACUCAGAGAAAGCUGUGUGUCUGUUCCAGGGCCUACUGGACUUCACCUUCUUCAAGCCAGACACUGUCAAGGACCUACCCACCAGACAACAGGUGGAGUUCUUUGAGCCAUUCUGGGACAGUGGGGAGCCCCGUGUCGGGGAGAGGGGGGCCAGUGGAUGGAGAGCCUGGAUGACCCAGCAGGAGAGAGGGGGCUGGCUCCAACCCAGUGAACAAGAUGAUGGAGAUGAAGAAGAUCAGGAGGAAUUGGAGGUGAAGGAUAAAACCUGGCCCAAGUGGAGGAUCUGGUUGGAUGUGGAGACGUCACGCGAGGCCAUCCAUUGGCUGCCAUGGAGGCCGGACAAAACCAAGGGCCAAUCGGUGGAGGACUGUGAGGACCCGGACCGACAGGUGCUGUUUGAUGACAUUGGGCCGUCUAUGAUCCGGCUGGUCCACCCAGACCUCCAGCUAUGUCUUCUUCUGUCCUUCCUGCACUUCCUGGGUCUGCCUGCUGACACUUCCUGUUACAGCGCCCCCUCCUGUAGCCUGCUUCUGGAUGAUCAGGCUCUACUGGGGGAUGUUCACCAUCCUGACUCACCACUGACCUCUUAUGCCCUCCCUGUUCCUGGGGUCAGCCCCGUGGGUCACAUGACCUCCCUGCAGGGUGCCAGGAGGGGGGUGGGGCUGUGUAAGCAGGGGGAGGAGUUUGUAGACAACGUGUUCCAGAUGGUUCUGCCUCUGUUCUCUGCUCAGGAGAGAGCUGUCCUCUCACUACACUGGAUCCAGUAUGAGAAGCUCAAGGUGCUGAGGUGCGUGCGCGGCAGGAACAAGAAGCGUGUGAAAUCCCAGGGGAAGAGGAGCAAGCGCCUGGCCAAGCGCCUGCUGAAGGAGCCAGAGAACCGGGGCCGCCUCAGCCUGUGGAGGGAGUACGCCCACCUGGAGUGGCUGCUAGGGAAUUUGGACGAGGCCCACAAGGUGUUCGACACAGCCCUGGGACUGGGCGUGGCAGGAGGGCUGGCAGACCCUGCCCUGUGUGACCUCUGCCUGCUCUACGCCCAGCUGGAGGUGGAGGAGGCCUGGCGAAGGGAUAUGGGCGGGGCAGGGACGACUGUUACGACCGCCAUGUCUUCACCAGCGGUCUAUAUCCUCACCAAGCUAGCAGAGGGUAGUUCGUAUGCCCCCUUCUUGGGACAGUUGGCUCCAGUGGCCGUGCUGAAGGCCAGGAAGGCCUAUGAGCAGGCUGUGGUGAGCUCCCUGCCUGGGCAGGAGGAGGAGGCCGCGGGGCAGGGGCAAUCCAAGUCCAGGCAGGUCAAAGGUCUGGUGGGGUGUUACGCCCUAUUCCAGUACCUGACUGUGGGGGUUGAUGCUGCUGAUGCUGUCUACAACCUGGCUAGAAAGAGGCUGGAGCAACACUCCAGUAUGUCAGCCCAGGAGUCAGCUAGCAGUGAAGUUAUGUGUGACAUACAGACACUGAGCUCUGUCUCAGAGUGUGAGGCCCUGGCUGUCCAGCAGGUGGCGCUACUGCGCUACCACACCAGCACCAACGUGUACCCACUUAGCCAUAUCAGACUGGCGCUGACCUCGGCCCUGGCCCACUUUGCCUCCAGCACUUCUCUGUGGCAGUUGUAUGUGCAGGUGGAGAACCGCUACCAUAGCGCUGGCAGGGCUCGCCGCUUCUUCCACAGCGUGACCAAGGCUAGUACAAGUGUCGUGCCACGCCUGUUCGCCAUCAGCGCAGAGCAGCAAAGGAAGCAGCUAGUGGACUCUGUUCAGAGGUCUGAUUGCUGUGGUGACACCGUCUCCAGCCUGCCAGAGAACGGCCUGAGCAACCGUAUCCGCUCGCUGUUUGAGAAUGCCAUAGCAACAGAGCACGGGGUCCACUGUCCAUUGCUGUGGAGGAUGUACAUGAACUUCCUGGUGUCAGAGGGGAAGGUGGAGAAGGGAAGAGGUAUCUUCUACAAGGCUCUACAGGACGUCCCAUGGGCAAAGGGUUUAUACAUGGACGCGGUGCAACUCUUCCCUGAGCACGUGCAGGAGUUCCUGGACCUGAUGACCGAGAAGGAGCUCAGACUGAGGGUUCCCAUGGAGGAGGUGGACAUACUGCUGGAGGACUGAGGCUCUAAAACCCUUCCCACAGUGCACUGGGGCCUGGCUUCCUCAGACACUCCACUGUGGAUACCCAAAGUUGUGCACUGACCAAUAGAACAACCAAGUGUCCUCAUGAAGAAGAUCAUUUUACUUUUCAAACAGACGUGUGAAUAAAUGAUGUUACACUUAUUAGUGUUAAUUCAAUAUUUUGAUGGAUUGCAAAUCCAUAUUUUUAUAUUUCCAGCUUUUUAUGGAUUCUUAAUCCAUAUUUUGAUUAACAUAAUAUCCUAUUUUUCUGUCAAAGAUUUGUUUUGAAACAUUUUUUUUUUAAUGGACUGAAAUAAAUGUUUUGUUUCCUAAUACUGGCCUAUCAACCUUUAUCAACCUUCAACCUUUAUUUAAGAAUGAGCUCUGAGCUUUCAGCCAAUGUGAACCCUGAGGGAUGCUUGUGUGCAUUUCCUGUGUGGAUAACGACAUCAUCACAUCUUUUUAAUGAUUGUCCUUCAGAGUAGUAAGAGCAUCUACUCUGGCUGUCUCGGGUGAGUGAUGCUUCUGAUGACCUUGAACCUAUGAUGAUGUUCCUCUGUCAGUUUACUGGAUUGGCCUCGAUCUACUACAUACUACUCAGGCUAUGAUGUAAUAUUUCAUUAGUGAAAUAUACAACGCCUUCGGAAAGUAUUUAGACCCCUUGAAUUUUCCCACAUUUUGUUCGGUUACAGUCUUAUUCUAAAAUGUAUUUAAUUGUUUUUUUCCCUCAUCAAUUUACACACAAUAUCCCAUAAUGACAAAGCAAAAGCAGGCUGUUAUACAUUUUGGCAUAUAAAAAACUGAAAUUACAUUUACAUAAGUAUUACAGACCGUUUACUCAGUACUUUGUUGAAGCACCUUUGGCUGCGAUUACAGCCUCAAGUCUUAGGUAUGACGCUACAAGCUUGGCACACCUGUAUUUGGGGAGUUUCUCCCAUUCUUCUCUGCAGAUCCUCUCAAGCUCUGUCUGGUUGGAUGGGGAGUGUUGCUGCACAGCUAUUUUCAGGUCUCUCCAGAGAUGUUCGAUCGGGUUCAAGUACAGGCUCUGGCUGGGCCACUCAAGGGAAUUCAGAGACUUAUCCUGAAGCCACUCCUGCAUUGGUUGUGUGCUUAGGGUCGUUGUCCUGUUGGAAGGUGAACCUUCGCCCCAGUCUGAGGUCAUGAGCAGGUUUUCAUCAAGGAGCUCUGUGCUUUGUUCUGUUCAUCUUUGCCUCCAUCUUGACUUGUCUCCCAACCCCUGCCGCUGAAAAACAUCCCCACAGUAUGAUUCUGCCACAACCAUGCUACACCGUAGGGAUGGUGCCAGGUUACUCCAGAACUGACACUUGGCAUUCAGGCCAAAGAGUUCAAUCUUGGUUUCAUCAGACCAGAGAAUCUUGUUUCUCAUGGUCUGAGAGUCCUUUAGAUGCCUUUUGGCAAACUCCAAGCAGGCUGUCAUGUGCCUUUUACUGAGGAGUGGCUUCCGCCUGGCCGCUACCAUAAAAGGCCUGAUUGGUGGAGUGCUGCAGAGAUGGUUGUCCUCCUGGAAGGUUCUCCCAUCUCCACAGAGGAACUCUGGUGCUCUGUCAGAGUGACCUUCGGGUUCUUGGUCACCUCCCUGACCAAGAUGCACCUGAGCUCAUUUUUGAAUCUCAUAGCAAAGGGUCUGAAUACUUACAGUACCAGUCAAUAGUUUUAGAAAACCUACUCAUUCAAUGGUUUUUCUUUCAUUUUUUACUAUUUUCUAUAUUGUAAAAUAAAUAGCAAAGACACAACUCUGAAAUAACAUAUGGAAUCAUGUAGUUACCAAAAAAGUAUUAAACAUACUUUAUAUUUGAGAUUCUUCAAAAUAGCCACCCUUUGCCUUGAUGACAGCUUUGCACACCCUUGGCAAUCUCUCAACCAGCUUCACCUGGAAUGCUUUUCCAACAGUCUUGAAAGAGUUCCCACAUAUGGUAAGCACUUGUUGGCUGCUUUUCCUUCACUCUGCGGUCAAACACAUCCCAAACCAUCUCAAUUGGGUUGAGGUCGGGUGAUUUGUGGAGGCCACGUCAUCUGAUGCAUCACUCUACUUCUUGAUCAAAUAGCCCUUACACAGCGUUGUUGAACAUAGCAACUGUGGCCUAAUAAAUUGAGAGAGAUGUGAGACAUUUUAUUGUAAUUGUUAUUUAUUGUAAUUGUUGCUUUCAGAACAUUUGAAAAGGUUUUCUGUUUGAUUGUAAAGUCAUUGAAUAUCUCUUUGUAGCGUUCUAUUCAAGGGCUUCAUAUUUUAAGUAAUACACGUAAUGUUUUUUGUUGCGUUUUAAUUAUAAAUAAAUCACAGACAAUGUCACCAGCAAAGCACCCCCACACCAUCACACCUCUUCAAUGCUUCACAGUGGGAACCACACAUGCAGAGAUCAUCCGUUCACCAACUCAGCGUCUCACAAAGACAUGGCAGUUGGAACAAAAAAUCUCAAAUUUGGACUCAUUAGACCAAAGGACAGAUUUCCACCGGUCUAAUGUCCAUUGCUCAUGUUUCUAGGCCCAAGCAAGUCUCUUCUUAUUAUUGAUGUCCUUUAGUAGUGGUUUCUUUGCAGCAAUUCGACCAUGAAGGCCUGAUUCACACAGUCUCUGAACAGUUGAUGUUGAGAUGUGUCUGUUACUUGAACUCUGUGAAGCAUUUUUUUGGGCUGCAAUUUCUGAGGCCAGUAACUCUAAUGAAUUUAUCCUCUGCAGCAGAGGUAACUCUGGAUCUUCCUUUCCUGUGGUGGUCCUCAUGAGAGCCAGUUUCAUCAUAACGCUUGAUGGUUUUGCGAUUGCACUUGAAACUUUCAAAGUUUUUGAAAUGUUCUGUAUUGACUGACCUUUAUGUCUUAAAGUAAUGAUGGACUGUCAUUUCUCUUUGCUAAUUUGAACUGUUCUUGCCAUAAUAUGGAUUUUUUACCAAAUAGGGCUGUCUUCUGUAUACCACCCCUACCUUGUCACAACACAACUGAUUGGCUAAAAUGCAUUAAGAAGGAAAGAAAUUCCACAAAUGUACUUUUAAGAAGGCACACCUGUUAAUUGAACUACAUUCCAGGUGACUACGUCAUGAAGCUGGUUGAGAGAAUGCCAAGAGUUUGUAAAGCUGUCAUCAAGGCAAAGGGUGGGUACUUUGAAGAAUCUCAAAUAUUUAGAUUUGUUUAACACUUUAUUGGUUACUACAGUUGAAGUUGGAAGUUUACAUACACCUUAACCAAAUAUAUUUAAACUAAGUUUUUCACAAUUUGUGACAUUUAAUCCUUGUAAAAAUGCCCUGCCUUAGGUCAGUUAGGAUCACCACUUUAUUUUAAGAAUGUGAAAUGUCAGAAUAAUAGUUGAGAGAAUGAUUUAUUUCAGCUUUUAUUUCUUUCAUCACAUUCCCAGUGGGUCAGAAGUUUACAUACACUCAAUUAGUAUUUGGUAGCAUUGCCUUUAAAUUGUUUAACUUGGGUCAAACAUUUUGGGUAGCCUUCCACAAGCUUCCCACAAAACGUUGGGUGAAUUUUGGCCCAUUCCUCCUGACAGAGCUGGUGUAACUGAAUCAGGUUUGUAGGCCUCCUUGCUCACAAACUAUUUUUCAGUUCUGCCCACAAAUGUUCUAUAGGAUUGAGGUCAGGGCUUUGUGAUGGCCAUUCCAAUACCGUGACAUUGUUGUCCUUAAGCCAUUUUGCCACAACUUUGGAAGUAUGCUUGGAGUCAUUGUCCAUUUGGAAGACCCAUUUGCAACCAGGCUUUAACUUCCUGACGGAUGUCUUGAGAUGUUGCUUCAAUAAAUCCACAUAAUUUCCCCUCCCUCGUGAUGCCAUCUAUUUUGUGAAGUGCACCAGUCCCUCCUGCAGCAAAGCACUGCCACCCCCGUGCGUCCCGGUUGGGAUGGUGUUCUUCAGCUUGCAAGCCUCCCAUUUUUCCUCCAAACAUAACGAUGGUCAUUAUGGCCAAACAGUUCCAUUUUUGUUUCAUCAGACCAGAGGACUUUUCUCCAAAAAGUCCAAUCUUUGUCCCCAUGUGCAGUUGUAAACCGUAGUCUGGCUUUUUUCUGGCGGUUUUGGAGCAGUGGCUUCUUCCUUGCUGAGCGGCCUUUCAGGUUAUGUCUAUAGGAUUUUUUUUUACUGUGGAUAUAGAUCAUCUCUAGGAGACAGAACGUGUCUCCUUCCUGAGCGAUAUGACAGCUGUGUGGUCCCAUGUUGUUUAUACUUGCGUACUAUUGUUUGUACAGAUGAACGUGGUACAUUCAGGCGAUUGGAAUCCAUUGACUUGUGGGGGUCUACAAGGUUUUUUUCUGAGGUCUUGGCUUAUUUCUUUUGAUUUUCCCAUGAUGUCAAGCAAAGAGGCACUGAGUUUGAAGGUAGGCCUUGAAAUAAAUCCACAGGUACACGUCCAAUUGACUCAAAUGAUGUCAAUUAGCCUAUCAGAAGCUUCUAAAGCCAUGACAUCAUUUUCUGGAAUUUCUAAGCUGUUUAAAGGCACAGUCAACUUAGUGUAUGUAAACUUCUAACCUGUCUGUAAACAAUUGUUGUUAAAAUGACUUGUGUCAUGCACAAAGUAGAUGUCCUAACCGACUUGCCAAAAUUAUUGCUUGUUAACAAGAAAUUUGUGGAGUGGUUGAAAAACAAGUUUUAUUGGCUCCAACCUAAGUGUAUGUAAACUUCCGACUUCAACUGUACAUGAUUCCAUCUGUUAUUUCAUAGUUCAGAUGUCUUCACUAUUAUUCUCCACUGUAGAAAAUAGUACAAAUAAAGAAAAACCCUUGAACGA